Molecule: messenger RNA, 405 nt
Organism: Diabrotica balteata
Lineage: Eukaryota; Metazoa; Arthropoda; Insecta; Coleoptera; Chrysomelidae
Source: the annotation of a GenBank genome assembly
AUGAGUUUUUUUUUUGUAAGAGUUUUAGUUAGCGCACUUGAAUGCUACUCUUGCUCUGAGGAUGUCUGCAAAAAAGAUAUGAAAGAUUGGCAAAAAACUACCUGCGGUAAACCUGCGGACCAAAAUCAAGAAUCCGUUUGCCAAAAAACAACAUAUAAAGGCAAAGAUGGCAAAGAACACUUGGAUAGAAGAUGUUCUACCGCUCCCAAGAACGGAGAAGCGCAGUGCCCCUCAUCUAUAAAUAAAAGUGAAGUAACUGACCUAAAAUGCCCAUCCUGCAAAACUGAUCUUUGCAACUCAGCUACCAACAUCAAUUUAAGUUUAACAGCACUAGCUGCAGUAGUCUUUGCCACCUUAAAAGUGCUGUUAGAUCAAGGAAUAUCGUAUUUAGGAUUAGAAUAUUAA